Triticum aestivum (bread wheat) is the source of this 1000-nucleotide messenger RNA. RefSeq names its product vesicle transport v-SNARE 11. The transcript is spliced from 5 exons. Gene Ontology annotation, biological process: vesicle fusion; vesicle-mediated transport; intracellular protein transport. Gene Ontology annotation, cellular component: late endosome membrane; endoplasmic reticulum membrane; ER to Golgi transport vesicle membrane. NCBI's taxonomy places the organism in Eukaryota, Viridiplantae, Streptophyta, Magnoliopsida, Poales, Poaceae. Gene Ontology annotation, molecular function: SNAP receptor activity; SNARE binding. The coding region runs from base 202 to 795 and encodes 197 amino acids. The record is from RefSeq and is a predicted model, not a curated record.
CGGCCCAGAUAGCCACGUCGGUCACUCGUCCGCGCUCCCGUCCCCCGUGCACCGGUUCGACACGGCACCCCACCUGCUUGAACUGACCCGCCGCCGUCCCCCGGCCCCUCCCCCUCGCCGGUCCACCGCCUCAGCUCCAAUCCCGUUCCUCGAUCGAUCCGACUCGACUGCCUGCGACCGCGGAUUCACCGGCUAGCUACCAUGAGCGACGUCUUCGAGGGCUACGAGCGGCAGUACCGCGAGAUCUCCGCGGCCCUCUCCCGCAAGUGCGCCGCCGCCUCCGCCCUCGAUGGCGAGAAGAAGCAGCAGAAGCUGUCCGAGAUCCAGGCCCACGUGCAGGAGUCGGGAUCGCUGAUCAGGAAGAUGGAUUCGGAGGCGCAGAGCCUGCCGCCGACCGUCAGGGCCGGGCUGCUGUCUAAACUGAGGCAGUACAAGUCUGAUCUCAACAACAUCAAGAGCGAGAUCAAGAGGGUCUCGGCGCCUAAUGCCCAACAGGCCACCCGGGAGGAGCUCCUCGACUCCGGCAUGCCGGAUUCACUCGGGGCGUCAUCUGAUCAGAGAGGAAGAUUGAUGAUGACAUCAGAAAGGUUAAACCAGUCUUCCGACAGAAUUAGAGAAAGCCAAAUAACAGCACUUGAUACAGAAGAAAUCGGCGUGUCAAUUCUUCAGAACCUUCAUAAUCAACGAGAGACACUGAUGCAUGCUCACAAAACAUUGCAUGGUGUGGACGACUCCAUCGGCAAAAGCAACAAGAUCCUGGCGUCCAUGUCCAAGUGGAACAAGUGGUUUGUCUAGGUUGACUUCGUGUUAUAGAAAGCUAGGAAGUAGGAAUAUAUUGGAUGACGAUUUAAACGAUGUUAGCAACCACGAGAGGCAGCCGAGACAAAUGAUAAUAAUAUACUAAGCCUCCUUUGGUUCAUAGGAAUAGGAAAAUCAUAGAAAGUGAGAUGGCGUGUAUAUAUAUUCUGUUAGAAUAAAUCCGAGGCGCUCCGUUGAUCUA